CCAACCGUUUAGCCAACCAGCCCGCUCUCCAUACAGCGGUGACAAUAUUUGUGCAUUCAAAUCCAGUUUUGAUUGUUGUGUUAAUGAAUAAAUUGUGUAAAGUGCAUGCGUUUUGUCUGCGACCACUGCGACUGAGACGCCAACGUCGACAACAACACAGUGGACAAUGAAAACACUUUGUUGGUGGUCGAUUGAAAGAGAUUUCUCAUUCGGUGCGCCUUUGUAUUCGUUCGUACGUACGUACGUACCAUCCCCCACUACCGCCGUUGUCUACUUAACUUAAGAGAAAUUCUAUUUGGCCCACGAUCGAAAGAAUCAUUUAUUAUCAGAAAAUAAUGUGCAUUCAUAAAUUCAAUUCGAAUUUCCAUUAAAACAAAACAAAAAGAGCCCCUUUAAUAACAAAUGAUGGUUUAUGCAGGAAUAAUGGCUUGUUGCAUGUAGCAAAUGGUGGAAAUAACAGUGAAAAUGUGGAUAAUAAUGAAUGAAAAUAUUUUUAAUAAACAGCCGAAAUCCUCCAUUGAGUUAAAAGAAAAGAAACAACAGAUGGCAGAGGUUGACACCAUACGCCAUUGAAACAAAAUCCAAGACAAAUUAGUGGAAAAGCAAAACAAAACAACCAAAAAGGUACCCACAAAGAAAGCAUCAAAAGAAUCAUGUGGAGAAUUAACAGAAUAUAAAAAAAGAAACGAAACGAAAUGAAUGUGGCAACAAGUGUUCAAGCAUUGAAAAAAUUUACGUUCUACCCUAAGAGAUCAUGAAAAAAAGUCAUAAUGUUGUAAAAAUCAUCAUCGAUCGAAAACCCAUACUAAAUUAAAGCUAACAUUUACAGCAUUUUGCUGAAUACAAAAAAAAAGGAAAUUAAGUAUAAAUUUUCGAAAAAAGUGCAAUCGUGAGCCACUAUUAAUCGAAGUUCAAGAAAGAAAAUUUACUUGAAACCAAUUGGCAUAUAACAGUAAAUAAUUGCUUCUAACGCAAAACAGCUGUUAUCGUUGUUUUACACCAACAUUUUCUAUUAACUCAAAGAAAUUACUGGAUAAUUUCUCUAUUGAAUUGGAUAACUUUAAAGAUACUGGAUUCGUGUACAAUUCUUUUAAAACCUUUAAAGAGUAUACCCAAUCACAACCAGGCAUUUAAUAACCCCUCCAUACUCUGCGUCAAGAAUUGGAACAGAUUUCAAAUUUCCCUUGAAUUUUGUUUCGGAUUGUCGUAUUGAAGGAUAAAAAUAUUACAUUUCAAGUGGCUUGACUCGCUAUUCACACGGAAAUCCACACUUCACAUUGCAUCCUCUAUAAUGUCAAGUGGUUUUGUAUAAACACCCGCUCCGCAAUACAAUCUCACCAUAGUCGAAGUCAGUCACUCAAACGGCAACAAUAAUUCCAGCACAGUUCUUGCACAAACAUCCAGCCGUAACCUGCAGCCCUACACAAGUUGGCUGGCAUGGCUAUGCAUCACAACGCCAUGUUACCGGGUUCGGCGAAAUUUCAGUCGAGGCCCUCCUCGCCACCAUUUGCAGGAUUUUCGCCACCCAACGACUAUCCCCAUCCUCAUGCUCAGGAUCCAGUUGCAUCGAUGCAGAUGCAGCAACAUGCUCUGGCACAGCAACAGCAGCACCAGCAGCAGCAACAGUUGCAACAUCAUCAGCAGCAAAUGGCUCAAAAUCAUUUCCAUUCAAUGGCAGGACGUCACUCGGGUCGCAACAUGACUGCCACCGCCAGCAUGAAGAAGAGAUCGGCCUCCUCAUCACGCGGUCAACAUAUGGUCAAUUCUAAUACCAUGACCAGUGGUAUGAUAUCCGCAGUGGGUGCGGGAAGUUUGGGCCAUCAUCGAGGAGAUUUAAUAUUCCCCGACGAGUCGGAUACCAUAGAGUUUUGUAUGCCUCCACAACCGGGUUCAUCUAAUGGCAUUGGUCAUGGCAUUAGUAGUGAACUACUGUUGACACAUGGGAAAAAUGGUCUGUGUACUGGUGAGGCCUUUGCCGAGCGACGAAGGAGAGGUCACAGUCGACGAAGUAACCAUAAAAUGGAUGUUGAACAACAGGUUAAAUGGUCUCGCAACAAUAUUGCCGCCACAAUGGAACGUUUCGAGCCCACACAGCAUCAUUCGUCCUCUUCAACUUCAUCGCUGGAAUACGGGUUUGCCGCCAGUGUUGUUACACCAUCGUCAACACCAUCGCAUCACUCCCAGCAUCAAAUUUCACCUGCUCCCUCACAAACAUUUCAGAGUGCUGCCACAUCGAGUGUGGCACCCUACAACCAUGUCUAUUCGUAUGCCUACUAUGAACCUGGUGCUGCCAAAUGUCAUACGAAUAUACCACCAAAAGAGGAAGCUGCUGCCAUUAUGCCAGCUGCAGCUACUCAAGUUGCGGCUUCAACAGCCGCAGUGGCAGCGGCGGCGGCAGCUGUUGCUGGCCCUUCCAAGAGUCCAACCCGCAAUUCGAUACGAGCCCUGUUGGCGCGAAGUUUUCGUUCGAAACCCAAAAAUUCUCCCUCAACUUCGUCAUCGCCCAGUGGGGCGGAGGAUCGUCACAAUUAUACCACACGUUAUGGCACUACGGAGAACCUCUACGAAGAGGUUAACGAUCAGAAGAUACGCAAGGUACUUUCCGAUAAUCGUAUUGUCAAGUCCAAUGUCAUUGAAGAGAUACGCAGAGUCCAACACAAUCACUUUAGAGUUUUAGAUGAAUUAAAUCUAUCGCUGGAGGCUUUGAUUAUGCCCGAGACUCCGCCCGAUAUAAGUCCCAAUGUGGAGGUGCCCGAAGGCCCUCCAGUGGCUAGCGCCAAUGUAGCGGCGGUGCUGGCUACACCCACGGCUACGGCACAGAAGCCCCGACGAGGAGGCCUGCUGGGAGGUGCAGCUUCCACAUCCUCGUCAACAGUGUCUUCGUCACAGCCGCGUACCUUGUCUCACGCCAGCCUAGAGAACCUUUCGUCAACUUUUAACUCAAUAGAACUGAAAGAUCACGCCCAUCUUUCGUGUAUUAAUCCAGAAUUUGAUGAGGGAGAUUUGGACAGUGGCUUUAGUGGCAGUGGCAGCAGUAGUGGAGCCAGUUACAAUGAAAGUCUGCGUUACUAUAAAUCCGGCCAUACUCCCAACCACCAUCCUCAUCACACCAUGCACCACCACCAGGUGCAGUUGCACAAUCACCAGGUGCAACUGCAUCCCACACAUCAGCAGCAACAGCAGCAGCAAACGCAGCAACAACAACAGCAGCAGCUUCAACAACCCACCACUUUACCCCACAAUAUGCGCAGUUGUCGAUCUUCCACGGCAUCCGGUUCAUCAACUUCCAAAAGUAGCACGGUUUCAUCCGAGGAUCAGGGCAUUGCUAUGAUGACUUCAUUAGGCAGCUGUGGAACAGCCGUCACUUCGCCAGCAUCGCCCUUCCAUUAUAAUCGCUGUUGCGCCGACAUACAGCGGGCAUCGGCGCGUUCGGCCUCUGAUUCCUCAGCGACGGGUGCUAAACCAAAAAAGAACUUUUGGAAAAUAAAACCGUGAUGCUAUAAAAGGGCUUUACGUAAACUCUGCAAGCGUUGGAGUAUAGUGGUGGUAAGUUAAAUUAGUUCGUCCGCCAACCCCUACUCCCCCCACAUAACUGUUUCUUCUUUCUCGAUCCAUCUAUCUAUCUAUCUCUCUCCCAAACUAUCUUGUAAACUCUGUCUAUCUUUAUACAUUCUAAAUUUAAGGCAUUAUAUACAAACAAAAAGAAAAACAAGUGAUGUAUUUGUAAAAACAAAACAAAAACCUAAAACGAAAUAUUUAAAAACAAGCUAAAAAUAAACACACACACACAGAAAACCUUAGAAAGCUA
Messenger RNA from Stomoxys calcitrans (stable fly), 3808 nucleotides. Its product is annotated as AF4/FMR2 family member lilli. The transcript has 4 exons. The coding region runs from base 1438 to 3495 and encodes 685 amino acids. Lineage: Eukaryota; Metazoa; Arthropoda; Insecta; Diptera; Muscidae. The record is from RefSeq and is a predicted model, not a curated record.